AUGCUGGCAGUAAGGAGUACGUCAAAUAAGCUUGCAAAUAAGAGCAAGGAAUUUCAAGUAAGACGAUCAAGAGAGCUAAACCUACUAAAGCAGACUGUGGCCCAGGCCGUUGUUUUUGCAGCUCAAAUUCUCUGCUUAUCCUGGCUAGCGGGGCUGUCUAGUAAUGAAUGGGCAAUUUGGUCAAUGACUAUUGUAUCGUGGAAUCUUCUGCAUCUCAUUGAUCCAAUUAUCAUCAUAGCGUUCAAUAGAGAAUUCCGUCGAUUAAUCUACUCCUUACCAAAGGCUUCCACCCAGCCAGCGAAAUCUACUUCACUCUUAUUCCACACGAGGCAGAGAACAUACUAA
This is a messenger RNA of Cylicocyclus nassatus, 345 nucleotides long. Lineage: Eukaryota; Metazoa; Nematoda; Chromadorea; Rhabditida; Strongylidae. The record is from the annotation of a GenBank genome assembly.